Molecule: messenger RNA, 963 nt
Organism: Erigeron canadensis
Lineage: Eukaryota; Viridiplantae; Streptophyta; Magnoliopsida; Asterales; Asteraceae
Product: LOB domain-containing protein 37-like
Exons: 2
Coding region: 124-717 (197 amino acids)
Biological process (GO): regulation of gene expression
Source: RefSeq, a predicted model, not a curated record
CUUUACUCCCCUCAUAUCUUGCACAUACUUGUUCCCACUUUUCAUCAGAAUUCCUUCUAAUUAUCAUCAAAAAAACAACAUUAACAAUUGGUAUAUGAACAUCAAGCCUCCACAUCGAUCAAUAUGAGUUGUAACGGCUGUCGAGUUCUUCGAAAAGGGUGUAACGAUAAUUGCAUUCUUAGACAUAGUCUUCAUGGGAUCUCUACUCCUCAAGCUCAAGCCAACGCCACGGUUUUCGUCGCUAAGUUCUUCGGCCGAGCCGGUCUCAUGUCCUUCCUUUCCUCUGUCCCUGAAUCCCAACGCCCUGCUUUAUUUCAGUCUCUAUUAUUUGAAGCAUGUGGACGAACAAUAAAUCCGGUAAACGGAGCAGUAGGUUUGCUCUGGACCGGGAACUGGCACGUUUGCCAGUCCGCGGUCGAGACCGUGCUCCGAGGCGGGAGCAUACGCGCCAUGCCGGAGCUAUUUUCCUCAGUUGGAAAUACAACCGGUGUUAAUGAAAAUGAGGAUGCUACAUCAGAAGACAUAAAUUGUAACUUUGAUGUGUCUAAACUAACGGCAGAAGAUCUGAAUUUAGGACUUAUUACGUCAUCAUCAGGAAAUGAGAACUGGAGUACCAUGAUGGAUAAACGGAGAUCGGUAACGCCGUCUGAUGUGUCUGAAACGACGACCUUUGAUUCCACUUGUAGUGAAACAAAGCUUUUGAGACUCUUUUUAUAAAGAAAAUUAAAUCGAUCUAUAGAUAUAGCUAACUGCUGUUUCACAGGCUAAUUAUUUAUCCUGUCAUAAAUUUGUAGUUUUUUUUUUCUUUUCUUUUUUUGAUCGGCAAAGAGAUGAGAACUAUAUAUGAGAUGUACGUUGCAUAUAUAACUAAAACAUAUGCUACGAAUAUAAUAUGUGGUUGAUAUACUACAAUAAUGUUUCUGAACUAUUUAUGAUACAAAUAUUCGAUUAUUAAUAUUCAAA